This is a messenger RNA of Cyclopterus lumpus (lumpfish), 2462 nucleotides long. RefSeq names its product tRNA methyltransferase 1-like (gene trmt1l). Bases 42 to 2096 code for a protein of 684 amino acids. NCBI's taxonomy places the organism in Eukaryota, Metazoa, Chordata, Actinopteri, Perciformes, Cyclopteridae. The record is from RefSeq and is a predicted model, not a curated record. Gene Ontology annotation, biological process: tRNA N2-guanine methylation. Gene Ontology annotation, cellular component: nucleus. Gene Ontology annotation, molecular function: RNA binding. The transcript is spliced from 16 exons.
GUACGCUGCAGCAUAUCCUGCGUAAGCUGCUGUAGUUAGCAAUGGCGGAGCUCAAAGAGGCAGACGCUGUUCAGCUUCACCGGGAGGACGCCGAUAUCAAACAUGAAGGUGGUGGAGAUGCACCGUCAGCUGGUGAACAAGCUGGUGAACAAGCUGCAGAACGGACAGUGAAGACCGAAGCUGCUGAAGACAACGAUGCCAAACCCUCAACCACAACUUCUGAGAGACACAUCUCCAUCCAAACUAAAUUGGAUGGACUCGAGGUGCUGGUUGACCUCAAUGGUGCGGGGCGUAAAUCGUGUCCUCUGUGUCCCGAGGAGAAGUUUAAAGCUUGCUACAGCCACAAGCUCCGCCGACACCUGCAGAACCUCCACUGGAAAGUCUAUGUGGAGUUUGAAGGCCAGAGAAUGUGCAUCUGCCACCUGCCCUGCAGAAACCUGAAGCCCAGCCACAGUGGAGAUCAGGCGUCGGGGAGACACGUGGCUCACUACCACUGUGUGGUGUGUUCUGUGACCAUCGCCCGCAAGACGGACAUUAUUAGCCACCUGAAGCGGCACGUCAACAAAGGAGAGACUGAAGCCAGCUACUCCGGGAGUUCGGACGUCCCGUUUGAGGAGCCGGCUCCGUCCGGUCAGGCGUAUGAAAUCAUGAAAGAACUUGGAACCAACGUGCAGCUCCUCCCGAACCACACCACGCCGCAGAAGAGCGACACUUACUUCAACCCCAAGAUGAAGACCAACAGGCAGCUGGUGUUCUGUUCGCUGGCGGUUCUGGCCGAGGAGAGAAACCCGCUUGAGUGUCUGGACGCUUUUGGAGCCACAGGGAUUAUGGGCCUCCAGUGGGCGAAGCACCUUCGUAACGCCGUCAAAGUCACCAUAACCGAUAUCAGCGACACGUGCAUCAAAAUGAUCAAAGAGAACUGCGAGCUCAACCAGAUCCGGGUGGAUGGAGGCUCACGGGGCUCUCGAGUCCCCCGGGGACCCGACGGGGCCGGCAGCGAAGUCGAGGGAGCGCCCGUCGCCACGGUGGAGGUCGUCAAGAUGGACGCCAACGUCACCAUGCACCUGUGGCCCUUUGACUACAUCCACAUGGAUCCGUUCGGGACGGCAGUGAACUACCUGGACGCCGCCUUCAGGAACGUCCGUAACCUGGGCAUCAUCUCUGUGACAUCCACGGACACAAGCUCUCUGUACUCCAAGACGCCUAACGUCACCCUGCGUCACUACGGCUGUCACAUCGUGCGCACCGAGUACUACAAAGAGCUGGCCGCGCGCAUGGUGCUGGCCACCGUUGCCAGAGCGGCGGCUCGCUGUAACAAAGGCAUCGAGGUGCUGCUGGCAGUGGCGUUGGAGCACUUUGUCCUGGUGGUGGUGAGAGUCCUCAGAGGUCCUACGCAGGCCGAUGAGUCGGCGAAGAAGUUGCGGAAACUGGUCCACUGUCAGUGGUGUGAGGAGAGGGUCUUCCUCAAACUGGGAAACAUGGUGGACGACACGCUGCCCUGCAACUGUCAUGGAAGUCUGCCUGGAAGGACCGCAGUGCAGCUGGGACCGUUAUGGUCUGGUCCUCUGUUUAACACGGGCUUCCUGAGGAGGAUGCUGUCGGCGGCAGUGCAGCACAGCAUGGACGACAUCCAGACGCUCAUCAAAAAUCUCAUCUGCGAGUCCGACUGCACCACCCUGAAGGCGUUAGUCCACGGGCCGGCCGCGCUCACCAACCAGGUGGAGUGUGGAGUCGUCAUCAAGACCUUACAGAGCGGAGCCGAGUCGGGUCCUGCCGAGCCGUCUGGUAAGAGGAAGACUGGAGAAGAGUCCGGGAAUGUACUGAAGAAGAUUAAGACCGAUGGAUCUCUGGCUCACCCGCCCUUCUACUACAGCAUCCACCGCCACAGCAUCAGAGGCAUGAACAUGCCCAAGUUGAACAAGUUCCUUCAGUACCUGACGGAGGCCGGCUUCAGGGUGAGCCGGACUCACUUUGACCCGACGGGGGUUCGAACCGACGCCACGCUGGAGCAGUUUAAGUCUGUCCUUACCAAGUACAGCGUCCCCACGUACACCACCGCCACGCAGACGAGCGUGAGCGCGGAGAAGACUGUGUGAGGAAGGAGCAGGAAGGAGGGGGAUUCGCCCGCAACCUUCCAGGCUUUGAUGAACAAAAUGGACCUGCUGGUCUCAUUUCUACUCCACAAAGUUCUGACUGCACUGAUAUCGAAAACAAACCCACAAACAGCUCUCUAUGUGGACGUGCAUAUACUAGAAUAAAGUAGUAAAAGCAAACCAGCCUGAUCCUGCUGCACAAAUGAGCCCAACUGAUCCACUGUUUCUAUUUAUUUCAGACUUCUAUUGAAAAAUUCUUGAGUUACAAGAUUGUUUUCUUUCUUUUCGAGAUGGUUUUCAUCAUCUUUUUUUUGUUUUGUUUCUCCUGUCUCUAUAAAGGCAAAAUAAAGUGUAUCUGCCAAGCCUGAA